CUAGAGUGACGGAGCUCUCGUUCAACCAGAAAACCGGUAUUUUGUUUUGUCAAUUUUCAGAACAAAUCUAUAUCAAUUUGACUUCAUUUUAACACAUUUGUAUUCUCUAAUUUAAGGAGAAUGAAUCGAGGCUGGCGAGGAAGAGGAAGACCUCCGCGGGGAGGCCAACGGGGCCGUGGAUUUCGAGGAGCCAACAACCGUGGUGGCGGCGGAUUCCCCCCUCAGCAUGCCCCUCGUGGGCGCGGUGCUUGCUUGGAUCUGCACGGUAUGGGCAGCGGGCCAGCAGUACCACAUCAUCUACCGAACCCUGCAGGACCCCGUGAUAUCCCUCCCCAUGAUAUUCCUCCCCAUGAACCUCAUCAUGGCCAUGUGGGUGGUGGUGUUGGUUCGAUGGAUAUUGGCAUGGCAGAUUUUCAGAGGACAAUCCCAAAUGACAUGAUGCUUCAAGACAUGGAACAAGACCCACCAGACUACCAGUGGCCCCCUCCUGACUACCAAUGGCCCCCUGGAGAUGGUCACGAUGCAAAUCCAGCACCAAUGGAGCAGCAUGGGAGGCAUAGACAACCAUCCCCGAUGCGUGAUCAAUCCAGUAGAGACGGGGCUGAUCACAGGAGGGGACCCCCUCCAGGCCCCGUCGAUAUGUUCCAGUCAGGUCCAGAAGAGUACCAAAGACGUUCACCUAUGAGGGAGAGCCGUCCAAGAGACCCAGAGAUCAGUAGUGGUGGAAAUAGGAGGUCUUUAUCUCCAAGACGUGAUAACUCUCACCAAUUGUCAGACGAAGCAAGUCUCAUGGGCAGACCAGGGCUUCCACCAACUCACACUGACCAACGUUUGACUGAUGAGAUUGCACAGCAGGCUGUUCCAACCAUGAAAGACACAGAGUCACUGCGUAUCACAAUUGGCAAUGAACGCUUCUUCGGAAAUAGGGGGCUUGGCCCUGAUCAGGGUGCACAACAAAACAUGUCUGCACUUGGAAGACUUGGACACAAAAUUGACCCGGCCCCACCAACUACCCAGACAUCUGCAGAUUAUGGACAAAAUCAGCGACAGUCAAGCCUGGAGAGAGAGCAGAGGUUCAGAGAGAGGUCUGAACCAGAUCCUGAACAUGUUCGCCGCAGUCGUAGCAACUCACUAGAAAAACCGGAUGCAUCCAUGAUGAGAUCUGCGAACAAAAGUAAGGAGAGGGAGAGAGAAAGUGACCAAAGAGGGAGUCGACACGAAAGAGGAAAUAGGGAAAGUAGAGAUCGUGACAAGGACAGGUCAUUUCAUGAUGACCAAAGAAAGGAAAGGGAGAAAGGUAGGGGUAGAGAUGCAGACACCGACCGUCGUGAUGACAAGGGAAAAGAAACGUCCAGACCUCGUGAUCCUCGGAAAGAUAAGGAAUUUUUGGCUGUACGGACGACUAAAUCAAGCCCCCUGCCUCCUAGUGAUGUUUCUCCACUGUAUCACUUUCUUGGAAAAAAUGACUCCAAAAAGCAAAGCAGUGAGAAUAGUGAAGGAAAGAAGCAAUCCAAAUCUCAGAAGCCGGGAAUACCUUUGCCAUCAAAAUCUCGGUUUACACAAUCUACAUCCCAAUCCUCCAACACUGUGGUAAGCUCAGCCCAGUCCAUACAGUGUGCACCUGAUGUUUCAGAACCGCCAAAGGCACUCCGAUCAAUUUUGAAAAAGUCUAUUCUAAAGAAGCCCAAAGUAAGUCAAGCAGAGAGUACAGUUACCCAAGAAGCUCCUAAACAACAGGCUCCCCUUUUCCCCAUUGGGCAGUCUCCCCCAGUUACUGCAUCCCAUUCUCCAGUGACUGUUCAGUCAUCAGUACCGGACAUCAAACCAGGGUGGAUUCCUGUAACUCGUCAGCCACAACAAAUGAGUGCUUCACACCAGCAAGAACAGAUUCUUGCACCAUGCCAGCCUGAACAAAUUCCUGCACCUAGUCUGCCAGAACAAGUUCUUGCACCACUUCAGCCAGAACCAAUGCAAACACAAGCUCCACAGGAACAAUUAUUUCAGCAGCCACAUCAGUUGCUCGCUCCUCCCCAACAUGAACAAUUGCCUAUGACUACUCAAGCCAUUCCAGAGCCAGAGCCACCCCAACAAAUUCUGAUGCAUGACCCUCGUCAAAAUGUGACUGGGACAUCCUUUCAACAACCAAUUUCUACUGCUCCACCCGAAUUAACACCCGACAAGAUCACAAACUUGCUGAGCAGUUUAACUGGGAUGUAUCAACCACCGGCCCCAGUUGUCACACCAGCAUUCUCUAGUAUAAGUCAGAGUUCUGAAUUACAAAUGUUUGCACAGCAGAUUGGUCAACAACCGCCUAUUUACUCUGCACCCAUACCUCAGAUGCUUCCACCACAACAAUCCUAUACAGAAAUGUCUCAGCAGAUGCAGCAGCAGUCCUAUUCUCCAGCGCCUCAACAGCAGCAACAGCAGUCAUAUCCUCCAGUGCCGCAACAGCAACAACAGCAGUUAUACCCCCCAGUGUCCAUGCAGGAGCAACAGUCGUCAUACCCUCCAGUGUCCAUGCAGCAGCUACAGCAGUCGUACCCUCCAGUGUCUAUGCAGCAGCAACAGCAGUCAUAUCCUCCUAUGUCCAUGCAGCAGCACUCUUAUCCCACAGUGUCCCAACCACUGCAACAGCCUUAUCCAGUGGCACCCCAGCAACAAUACAACAAUUCUCAGCAGCAGUCAAUACAGCAGCUGGCAUUGCAGUUGGCAGAGCAGUUAGUACAACAGCCUCCUCCCGUGCAGGCUGCGCCAACUCUUCCAUUGUCACAACCUCAACAGAUGUAUCCAGGAAUUCCUCCUCAAACAUACCAAGCGGUGUCCCAGGCCAAAAGUUCUGCAGCGCUGUCACUUGACAACAUUUCCACCAGUAAAAUCUGGGACUUGGCACACAACAUUGGUCAAACCGCUACAACGCCAUAUGUAAGCACCCAGAAUCUGUUCCCUGGUGUGGAUCCAGCGGCACUGUCCAAGUUUGAGGAACUACAGAAACAACUUGAGGAACAUAAACGAAGUAUGACAUCCUCAGCCCAAAACCCAGAAGCACAGUCACAGAUACAGAACUUGUCGUCCUUGCUUAAUCAAGCUCAAAACACAUUUAGUCAGGCUCAGUCUCGUCAACAAAAUCCACCCGCUGCAAAACCAGUUGAAAAGGCCCCAGAGCCAAACAGGUCAUUAUCUGGAUUUGGUUCUUUGGAAGAUGAAGAUCUUUUCUUGUAUGGCGAUGGAGUUGAGGAAAAACCAAAGGAAAAAGAGAAGUUGACAUCUGGAAAAUUGCAACCAUCUGGUAGAUUGUCCCGUAGCUCUGAACCUCAAAAGACUGCAAAACUACCAAAAGUCCAAUCAGUGCAGCCAGAGCCAAAAGUGGAAGCCCCAAGUGAUGAUCAGAUUAAGAACAUUCUGUCAGCCAUAGGGUUUGAUUUUGGCCUUGCACAGAAGAUCAAGGAACAGAAAGAACAACAGGAGCAAGGCAAACCAAAUAAAACUAAGUUGAGUAAGCCAGAAACUCAACCAAAACAAAAGAUUCCUCAAGUGCCCACCGAAAAGAAAGUGUUGACACCUGUGGAAAAGACUGCUGCACCUCUGACUGAAGAAUCCCUAAACGUAGGAUUCAAUGAGACAGCCUCUUUCUUAGACAGUGGCAUAAAAAUGAAGACAGACCAAGAAUUGAAUGACUUUAUACAAAAUGCAAAGAGUAAUGUAUCAAAACAUCGACAAGACUCAAAAACGAAGGAUAAGGCUUCAAACUCGUCCAGGUCACGAUCAGAAAAGAGACAGGAGAAACCCAAAUCAAAGGAGAAAGAAAAAAUCCAGCCUCCCAUCGUAACUAAUAUCAGCAGCCAGGCACAAAGUGUGAGAGCAACAGAAAAUAAAUAUGUUACAGAAAAGGUGGAAACUCCAAACCAGGAUGCUUUUGGCCAGUAUCCACCAAGAGAGGUCGUACAGCCAAGAGAGGUCGUACAGCCAAGAGAGGUCGUACAGCCAAGAGAGGUCGUACAGCCAAGAGAGGUCGUACAGCCAAUACAGGUCGUACAGCCACCGCCAUCUGAUAGAUCUUAUCAGACACAGGAAGUAAAAUACCAAGAAAGCACUGGGUAUAAUCAGCCUUACCAACAAGCGGCACCUCCCAUACAGCAGACAUAUUAUCCUCCUCAGCCUGUUCCCAUGCAGUAUCCUCCCAAGCCUGCUCCUCAGUAUGCUCCCAUUGAACAGACUGUGCAGUUUGUGAGUACCAAAGAUCCCUUUCCUGUAGCAGCUCCUGUUGCUGUUCAAAAUACUCAAAGUUUUCAACCAGAAAAUAUCUUCAUUUCUGUAAACACGGCAGGUGACUCUGGGUCCAAUCGGGUUGUUCUGCUCCCAAACUCAGAACAAGCAUUUCUUGACGAACGACAGAAGAGAAUACUUGAGAUUGAGCGACGCUACCAAGGACUGACAAAUCCAGAGGAGCUGCUGAAGCCAUUGGAAACAGAAAGAGAGAAAGAACGGCGUCUACGCCGUGAAGCUGAAGAGCUAAUUGAGAAUGAGAAGAUACGCAGGAGGGAAGAACGCAAGCGUAAAGAAGAAGAAGAACGCAGGAAAAAGGAAGAUGAACGCAAGAAAAAGGAAGAAGAAGAAAGGGAAGAGAGAAGGAAAAGAGAAGCAAGAAAAGAAAGAGAGAAAGAAUUGGAAAAAGAGAGGGAACGGGAAGAAAAAGCGAGAUUUGAGAGUCUACCUUACCAAACAAGGAUAGAUAUUCUAGAAACAGAGCUUGAAAAGCUGUGCAAACAGCAUGGAGAAAUAUCACGACAGAGGCGGCAGAAGGAUGGGCAGAAAGAAGCUUCCUUACUUCAAAACAAAGAAAGCCAAGAUGACAUAGCUAAUCAGUUGAGACAACUUCGAAGGAAAAUGAACCAAGAACGAGAAGAAGCAAAGAAUAAACGAGUUGAUGAAAGCAAGAAAAGGAGUCGCAGUAGAUCAAAGGAAAGGGUAUCUUCUAAGGAGAGACCCAGAAGCUUCAAGGAAAUUGACUACUCUGAAUCAAGAGACUCAAAGGAGCGAAGGCUUUCCAAGGACUCUGUGAAGGACUCCAUCAAGGACACUGUGAAGGAACCUGUGAAGGAACCUGUGAAGGAACCUGUGAAGGAACCUGUGAAGGAACCUGUGAAGGAACCUGUGAAGGGUUUUCAGAUUCAAGCAGUCAAGGAGACUGUUAAAUCAAAGUGGGAUGCCAAGGAAAAGAAACUACAGGCCAGUUUUCAAAAGCCCGUGGAGGAGAAGGCUGAGAAAUCACUGCGUUUUGAGUUCAACUAUUACGAUCCGGGAAACCACUGGUGCAAGAACUGUGACAUGCACGCUGAUAACCUGAACAACUACUUCAUUCAUUUACACUCCAAGAAACACAUACAGAAAUGUGACCCAUAUGAUCGACCUUGGAUGACAGAAACGCUGAUGAAAACAAAGAAGCCAGCAGGAAACACUAUUGAUGCUCCAAUCAGAGGCACUGAGUUUGUGAUGCCAGUGAACGGGUUUUUCUGCCGUCUCUGCAAAGCCUUCUUUGGUGAUGGGGUGUGUGCUACAGAGCAUGUGAAGAGCUCAGAGCACAACAAAACCUACGAGAAAUACAUCGAGGAAAACAACUACUACGAGAGGAAGCUCAAAAUUGACAAAGCAGCAGCCCGAGCACAGCAGAUGGAAGUUGCGAUGCGCAAGGAGAGAGAAUUGAAACGCAAGCAGGGAGAAGAUGUGGAGGAGGAUGAAGACAUGUCAAAGAAACAGAAGGUAGAAGAAAUCAAAAUGGUUGACACUAAAGGACAAAGAGGGUUUGGGGUCUUUGACUUCAACAAGAAGGAUGAAGAAAACAUUGAAAAAAGCACCAGUGCCGUAGACACUCCACCUGAGGGUAAAACUGAAAAGUUGCCGUCUGAAGUUGUCCCUAAGCCUGAGAAACCCGUUGCUGCUGAAACAGAAACUGCUAAGCCCACCCUUAGUGAAACUCUCCCUGCUGAACGUACAGCUGCUGAAAAGAAAGCAGCCCUUGCAGCCAAACUCGCACCUAUGGUUGGCAGAAUGAGAGGUCCGAGUAAGUUUACUCUCCGAAAAACAGGAACAGUGAAGAUACCAGUCGCUAGUAAACUAACGACACAGAAUCUCUUUCCCGGUACUUCUAAGAAGUUAUUGACCUUUGACACACUUCCUGUCGUAAAGGAUAAGGAAGAGGAGAGUAAAAAGACUGCAGUAACUCGCAAGUUAACACCAUUGGAUAUUGCUGAUGCCUUUGGAGGCAAAAACGUAGACAAUGGUGAUCAAGAAGACGCCAAGAAACAGCAGGCUCAAGUGAAACAAGCCCCUCCAAGUAAUGUGCAGGUCAAAGUUGGAAAACCAAAAGAGAGUGAUGUGUUUGGCCCCGCCCUGCCACCCCACCCUGUUCUGCCGCCAAAGGCCGUUCUGCCAACAAAGACUGCUUUGCCCCCCAAGGCUGCUCUGCCGCCGCCCCAGCCCGUUAAGCGUCCGCCCCAGUCCGUUAAGCCUCCGCCCCCGCCCGUUAAGCCUCAGCCCCCGGCCGUUAAGCCUCAGCCCCCGGCCAUUAAGCCUCCACCCCCGCCCAUUCUGCCGCCCCACCCAGUUUCACUUGAGGACAUGGAUGAAGAGGAUGUAUGUGUACCUGGUAUGGAUGAUAUCUAUUCCUUACCCAGUUUGCUUCCCAAGCCAAAAGCCCCUCCUCCCGUCUCGGCCAUUGCUAGUGCACCUGCCACCACCACUAUGGCUUCUGCUUCAUCAACAGCAAGUAACUUAUAUAACAUUUUCUAUACAUCUGGUCAUUAGAGAUGCAAAAGUUGUAUCAGAAUUGGAUGGAUUUGAUAUCUGAGAGGUUGUCUUGUCUUGGGCAAUGCGGUACAAGGGUUUUCCCUGAGCGGCCCAAGUAAAUCACACAACCCUUUGUAAAUAUAAAAACUUUCUGCUACUGUAAAUUUUUAAUCUUAGUUCUGCAUUUCUGGAGAUUCUUAAUACAGUGGACCAGUAAGAUUUUGCCCAAGGAAAUUUUGGGGUGUCAAUCAUCUCUUGUCAGUACACACAGAGUUUUUGUUUGUUAGACAAGGCAGUAUUUUCUAAGUUCAUGAAAAGGUCGACUCUGAAAGGGAAAUUUAAAUUUGUUUUGGGACAUUUUAAAGAUUGCAAAGUGGGCUUUUGCCUCCCUGUAGUACCGGGUCUAAAAAUGUUAAAUCAUGUUCAUCUUUGAAGAAUGAAGAUGGUUGCCCAGUUAGUGUAUAGUUUACAGUGAAAUUUAUAGACAUUCUUGUAAAAUGCAAAACUCAAAGUUACUGCAAAACACUUCUGAAAAAUCCCUCCUGAGGUCAAACUCUUCAAAGUACACUCUGUUCUGAAUCGUCCAGCUUUUUGCUGCUGUUUUAAUAAUUGUUUUUUAUUCAAAGUUUUACCUAAUUCUUCAGACACAUCAUGAGUGACUGGUAAUUUUAUCAAUUUUGCCGAAGAUUAAAGGCAAGCUGAUGCUUUUUUCCUACAAGUUUUGUUUUUACAACGACAAUACCAUAAUCAUACAGUCAUGGGCUGUGUAUUUUUUGUAUGGGAGUUUGCCAAUCACAAGGUUGUAAAAACAGGCCACCUUAAGGUGAUGGGUAAAAGUGUGAAAAGGGUAUAACAAAUACGGAAAUGAAGGAAAAGCCUACAAAUGAUAGAUAUUUGGAUUGCAGUAACACCAUGUAUCUACUUGCUGGGUAGAUUAUGUUCUUUUGAGAACUGUCUUGCUUUAUAUUCUACUA
Molecule: messenger RNA, 7757 nt
Organism: Asterias rubens (European starfish)
Lineage: Eukaryota; Metazoa; Echinodermata; Asteroidea; Forcipulatida; Asteriidae
Exons: 8
Coding region: 121-6801 (2226 amino acids)
Biological process (GO): positive regulation of DNA-templated transcription; negative regulation of DNA-templated transcription
Cellular component (GO): nucleoplasm
Molecular function (GO): nucleic acid binding; zinc ion binding
Source: RefSeq, a predicted model, not a curated record